AUGGUACAAUUAUUGAAUAUGAGAACGAAGGCUGUUGUAGAACAACGUGAUUAUCAUUGUCAACAUUCAAGUUAUAGACAGGGUGGUGAUGUAUAUUGUUCAUCUUUAAUAAGAUUAUUUAAUUCCGAACCUUUUAAUAUACCAGAUUCUUAUUUUGGUAAUUUGAAUAUUUUAAAUCAAACUAUAUUAAGAAAUACUAAUGAUUAUCAAUUAUUAGAAAAAAUACCAAAUAAUGGUGAAUUUAUUCAUGUUUAUAUUCAUGUCAAUACAACUCCAUUAACUUCACCUUUUAUUUCAUUUUCAAUUUAUGAAAAUUUAAAAGAAUUACAAAAUUUAAAUGUUACUUCACCUGCCUUUUUAGGAGGAUCUGUUGGUAUUCUAUGUAUUGCAAUUGCCAUAACUUUUUUAAUUAUUGCUAUAAUUAUUGGAUGGAGAAUUAAAUUAAAACAAUUAAGAGAUUUUCAUUUAAUUGAUAUUUUAUUAAUUAAUUCAAAUGGAAUACAAGUUAAAAAAGAUGGUUCAAUUAAUGUUUAA
Naegleria gruberi is the source of this 534-nucleotide messenger RNA. RefSeq lists its product as uncharacterized. The record is from RefSeq and is a predicted model, not a curated record. The transcript has a single exon. Bases 1 to 534 code for a protein of 177 amino acids. NCBI's taxonomy places the organism in Eukaryota, Heterolobosea, Eutetramitea, Acrasida, Naegleriidae.